Messenger RNA from Aspergillus thermomutatus, 3252 nucleotides. RefSeq names its product HMG-CoA reductase (gene hmg2). The transcript has 4 exons. Lineage: Eukaryota; Fungi; Ascomycota; Eurotiomycetes; Eurotiales; Aspergillaceae. The record is from RefSeq and is a predicted model, not a curated record. Gene Ontology annotation, cellular component: endoplasmic reticulum membrane; peroxisomal membrane. The coding region runs from base 1 to 3252 and encodes 1083 amino acids. Gene Ontology annotation, biological process: ergosterol biosynthetic process; coenzyme A metabolic process; isoprenoid biosynthetic process. Gene Ontology annotation, molecular function: protein binding; hydroxymethylglutaryl-CoA reductase (NADPH) activity.
AUGGGCACACGGGCCAUGGCUGCUGUAAACGGAAAGGAGUUUGAUACUCCUAGUCCUGGCUGGCUGCACCGACAGGCCACGAGCGUAUUAGGCACAGUGACCAGACAGGCGUGUAAGCAACCUAUCUACACCUUGGUCUUUACCGCUCUACUAGCCACCAUGGCCUACACCAGUCUGCUGGAGGAGAAUUUACAAAAUAUCGAUCUUACACGGCCGCCGGAGAGUCACUUCAGCCAGCCUGAUGUUACAGACUUUCUUCAGGGGAGCCGUAGUCUUCGCCUCGGAGAGGCGACCGCCUGGAGAUGGGAGACUGAGGAUGAGUCGAUGGAAGACCAGGAGGUUGCAUCGCACUUGGCUUUGAUUACGCUCGUGUUUCCCGCCUCCGAAAACAACCCACAAAUUCCUUCCAUCCAGGAGAGUGUCAUUUCUGACUUGACCGCUGCACAAUCCGUCUCUCGAGCACCAAGUGUUUUCUCCCCCAUCUUGAGCGAGACUUCAAUUGCUCUUUCUGUGCCAUAUAACUACCUGGAAGAGGUCCUGCGCAAAGCCCAAAACUUCCCGAAGUCACAGGGUGAGCAUUCGUCCGAAAUCUGGGCCAUGAAAAGCACUGGUAAAGGCAAGUCUGGCUUGAAGCUCAAGCUCUGGCUGACAGACUCCUUGGCCUCCUUUGUCGAUUUGAUCAAGAAUGCAGAAAUUGUCGAUAUCAUCAUCAUGUUGUUGGCAUACCUGGCGAUGCACCUUACUUUCCUGUCACUCUUCAUAUCGAUGCGCCGGCUCGGGUCCCGUUUCUGGCUGGCCUCCUCGGUGCUGCUCUCUGGUUUCUUUGCCCUCUUUUUUGGGCUAAUGGUCACUGCUAGCUGUGGUGUGCCAAUCUCUAUGGUUCUUCUUUCAGAAUGCCUUCCAUUUCUGGUAGUCACCGUGGGAUUCGAGAAACCUAUUCGUUUAACAAGGGCCGUACUGCACGCUUCGACCGAAUCCCACAUUCCUGCGAAGCCGAUGACCCGGCGGUCCAUACCCGAAGCCAUUGAGGUGGCCAUCAGGCGCGAGGGAUGGCGUAUCGUGCGUGACUACACUAUUGAAAUUGCUAUUCUGGGGGCAGGCGCAGCCUCGAAAGUAGGAGGAGCUCUGCCUCAAUUCUGCUUUCUGGCUGCAUGGAUUCUUUUCUUUGACAGCUUGCUGCUGUUUACCUUCUAUGUCACUGUGCUAUGCAUAAAACUGGAAGUCACGCGCAUCAGGAAGCAAGUCAAGCCGCAUAAAGGUCUGGAAGACGAUGGUAUGACCAUCGGUAAUCAUGACUUUGACUCCCGUAUCUUUGGCUGCAAGGUCAAGGCUGCAAAUGUAUCUCGGUUUAAGUUUCUCAUGGUUGGCGGCUUUGUGCUCUUUAAUGUGCUUCAGCUGUCGUCCCUGUCUUAUGGCAACGUCAGGGUUUUUGACUGGGUGCCGUACCUCUCAAACCUCUCGAACAUUCUGAUGCCUACCCCAAUCAACCCUUUCCGAGUCGCAGGCAAUGGUCUGGAUGAUAUCUAUGUGGCUGCCCGUGUGAGCAACAUUGAAACGCGUGUUACGGUGUUGUCGCCGAUCAAAUACGUCCUACAAUUAUCGGCGCUGCCGCAGGCUGAGCCUUGGGGGGACGAUCUUGCUGGCCCGCUCUUCGAUACACUACGCGGCCGCACUCUUGGGGGCGUGCUGGCAUGUCUAGAAGAUUCAUUCAUGAACAAGUGGGUGGUUGCUGCGCUGUUCCUAAGCCUGGUACUGAACAGUUAUUUGAUGAAGGCAGCUCGUUGGAAUCUACGCGAGCGUGAGGUGAUCCCAGGCAGCUCUUCCGCAACCGUGGGCCAGCCAAACGACUCUUCCAAGAAGUCUGAGCUGAGAAAGACUAUAUCACCGCCUAGCGAGCUGGCUAACCCGCGAACAAGCGAACAACUUGACGCCAUGCUACAAGAAGGACGAGCAUCGCUAUUGGAAGAUGAGGAAAUAGUCGAGCUAUGCCUCCGCGGCAAAAUCCCUGGGUAUGCCUUGGAGAAGACGAUGGAACGCCAUCCCAAGGUGAACCGCCUGGAAGCCUUUACCCGAGCAGUCAAGAUCCGCCGCGCUGUCGUGUCCCGUACCCCGUCCACCCUUGACGUGGCGAGUGGCCUCGAGAAUUCCAAAACUCCCUAUGAGAACUAUGACUAUACCCUAGUCCAUGGGGCCUGCUGUGAGAAUGUCAUUGGAUAUCUGCCACUGCCGGUAGGUGUGGCUGGGCCUCUGGUAAUAGACGGUCAGAGCUAUUUCAUUCCAAUGGCGACUACUGAGGGCGUACUAGUAGCCAGCGCGAGUCGUGGCUGCAAAGCGAUUAAUGCUGGGGGCGGUGCUGUGACGGUCAUCAAUGCUGACGGCAUGACCCGGGGGCCCUGUCUUGCAUUUCCAUCCUUAUCUCGCGCAGCAGAAGCCAAGCAAUGGAUUGAUUCAGAAGAAGGGAAGCAGAUCCUGACCACGGCAUUCAACUCUACCAGCCGAUUUGCCCGCCUGCAAGGCUUGAAAUCAGCGCAGGCGGGCACCUACCUCUAUGUCCGAUUCAAAUCGACGACCGGGGACGCCAUGGGUAUGAAUAUGAUAUCGAAAGGGGUCGAAAAAGCCCUUGAAGUCAUGAAGGAGCAUGGAUUUUCGGAUAUGGCAACUAUUUCAGUGACAGGCAAUUACUGCGUCGACAAGAAAUCAGCCGCGAUCAACUGGACCGAUGGACGGGGCAAGUCAGUCGUCGCAGAGGCUUUGAUACCAGGGGAUGCGGUGCGCUCCGUGCUCAAGAUAGACGUGGAUACUCUUGUUGAACUCAACACCGCUAAGAACCUGGUCGGCAGCGCCAUGGCUGGCUCUAUUGGCGGGUUCAAUGCCCAUGCGUCGAACCUGGUCACGGCAGUGUUCCUAGCCACAGGGCAAGACCCAGCGCAAAACGUCGAAAGCAGCAACUGCAUCACCAUUAUGAAGAAUGUCAACAAUAACCUGCACAUCUCAGUAUCGAUGCCAUGCAUAGAAGUUGGCACAAUCGGCGGCGGAACCAUCCUCAAAGCGCAAGCCGCGAUGCUCGAUCUGCUGGGUGUUCGGGGUGCCCAUACCACCAACCCUGGAGAUAAUGCCCGCCAGCUGGCCCGCAUUGUUGCAGCCGCCGUGCUGGCAGGCGAAUUGAGCACGUGUGCUGCUUUGGCAGCGGGCCAUCUAGUCAGUGCCCAUAUGGCACAUAAUCGCGGUAAACCGGCGGCGAAGACUGCAUAA